This is a messenger RNA of Syngnathus typhle (broad-nosed pipefish), 4261 nucleotides long. RefSeq names its product potassium voltage-gated channel, Shaw-related subfamily, member 4 (gene kcnc4). Gene Ontology annotation, cellular component: voltage-gated potassium channel complex; dendrite membrane; neuronal cell body membrane. Gene Ontology annotation, molecular function: delayed rectifier potassium channel activity; protein binding. Gene Ontology annotation, biological process: potassium ion transmembrane transport; protein homooligomerization. The transcript is spliced from 4 exons. The record is from RefSeq and is a predicted model, not a curated record. The coding region runs from base 349 to 2157 and encodes 602 amino acids. Lineage: Eukaryota; Metazoa; Chordata; Actinopteri; Syngnathiformes; Syngnathidae.
GCUGCGCGGCGUCGCGUCGCUGGGAGAGGCAGAGACGCAUCGCAUCAACAGAGAAUCCCCGCCGGGAAACUGGCGCACAUCUGCUCCAACUGUUGAAUGUCUUCCUUGGAUUGGUCGGGUGCGGGAAAAGUUGCACAAUCCGAAGGAAAAAGGCGCACGGCGUGAGAGGUUUUGCAAGGAGCGCUGAACGCGCACCAGCUGCGAUCCGCGCGCCGGACUAUAAAGUGAGCUACAUCCGCGCUUGGUUGGCAAACAGGUGGUUUCGCUGAGCUUCGGAGCUGCGAUGAGGGCGCGCUUGAUGUUUUGACACAAGGAGCAAUAGUCAUCAUCCAGCGCGCCGAUUUGACGAUGAUCAGCUCCGUGUGCGUUUCGUCUUACCGUGGACGCAAGUCCGGCAACAAGCCUCCGUCCAAAUCAUGCUUGAAGGAGGACAUGUCCAGAGGUGAAGACUCAGAUAAGAUCAUCAUCAAUGUGGGCGGCACCCGCCACGAGACCUACAAGAGCACCCUGCGCACCUUGCCGGGCACCCGCCUGGCGUGGUUGGCCCACCCGGAGCCGCAGGUGGGUUCCGAUGAGUCGUGCAACUCGCCGCCGCCCAGCAGCAGCACCGGCGGGGAGUUGUUCUUCGACCGCCACCCGGGCAUCUUUGCCUACGUGCUCAACUACUACCGCACCGGCAAGCUGCACUGCCCGGCCGACGUGUGCGGGCCGCUCUUCGAGGAGGAGUUGGCCUUCUGGGGCAUCGACGAGACGGACGUGGAGCCGUGCUGCUGGAUGAAUUACCGGCAGCACCGCGACGCCGAGGAAGCUCUGGAGACUUUUGAGCCGCCCGAGCCAGACGACAACGGCGAUGACGACGGCGAUACGCCGCGCCGCUUUGGCAUUGAGGAGUGUCCGGGCAGGUCAAGGGGCUGCUGCGAAGUUUGGCAGCCCAAGAUCUGGGCCCUGUUUGACGACCCCUACUCGUCCAAAGCGGCCAGGGGAGUGGCGCUGGCAUCCCUUUUCUUCAUCCUGGUGUCCAUCACUACCUUCUGCCUGGAGACCCACGAAGCCUUCAACGAGCUGCAGAACCGUACGGAGCUGGUGCUGGUGGGCAAUGAGACGCGAACGGAGGAGCGCUUGGAGAUGGUGACCAAGCCCGUCCUCACCUUAGUGGAGGGGGUGUGCGUGCUGUGGUUCACUUUUGAGUUCCUGGUGCGGAUUGCAUGCUGCCCGGACAAGGUGCUCUUUAUCAAGAACUCCCUGAACAUCAUCGACUUUGUGGCCAUCCUGCCCUUCUACUUGGAGAUGGGUCUGAGCGGCCUGUCAUCCAAGGCGGCCAACGAUGUCCUGGGUUUCCUCCGGGUGGUCCGCUUUGUGCGCAUCCUUCGGAUCUUCAAGCUGACUCGACACUUUGUGGGUCUGCGUGUGCUCGGGCACACGCUAAGGGCAAGCGUCAACGAGUUCCUGCUGCUCAUCAUCUUCUUGGCGUUGGGAGUACUCAUCUUCGCCACCAUGAUUUACUACGCCGAGCGGAUCGGAGCUAGCCCGCAUGAUCCCACGGGCGCUAACCACACGCACUUCAAGAACAUCCCCAUCAGCUUCUGGUGGGCUGUGGUCACCAUGACCACGCUAGGCUACGGAGACAUGUACCCGCAGACGUGGCUGGGCAUGAUGGUGGGGGCCUUGUGCGCUCUGGCCGGGGUGCUGACCAUCGCCAUGCCUGUGCCGGUCAUAGUCAACAACUUUGGAAUGUACUACUCGCUAGCCAUGGCCAAGCAGAAGCUACCCAAGAAAAAGAAUAAGCACAACCCCAAUCCCGAGGCUCAGACCAACUCGGUGUCCUUCGAGAAGUCGGAAACCAAUUCGUGCAGGGAAAGCACUCAGAGCGACACGUGCCCGCUGGCGCCCGACGACACCCGAACAGACUCCAAACAGAACGGCGACGCAAAUGUGACUCUUUCCGAGGAGGAAGGCUGCAGCCUGACCCAGCCACUGUCCCCCAGUGAAAAAUGGUCACUGCGCUGCCCCCGGGGAAAAGAUCGGACCAAGAAAGAAGCUACCUGCUUCUUGCUCACCCCUGGAGAGCCCAGCGUCCACUAUGAGACUUGUAAAGACAAGAUGGCGACCCCUGCAAACUACACAAAGCCGGAUGUCACCUCACUGAGCGGAUGCUGAUUGACUAAGAUCAGGGAGGGAAAAAGCAUAAACUAUUUUCCGCCCCGCUUCCUGAAGGAUUCUUGACUUAAUUAUGUUCCCCUGUAUAAAUACUAAGGUGAAUAUGAGUUGCAUCUUUUACCAUGUAAAUAGCACAUGUUCUAAAGCAUGUAUUGCGUAAUAUAGUGUUGUACGAGGCGGUCAUGAUUUUAGUAAUGUAGCAUCAUUUAAAUUUAAUUUUACAUGCAAUCUUUAUGUUUGCCUACCUCUGCUUUACAUUCAUUUUUUUAACUACGCAGCUAUUUCCCCCAUUUGGAUUAAUUGACCUUUAGCUAUGACUGCAACUACAACAACACAAAAUACAAACAAUAAAUCAAAUGCAAUACUCUCCUGAACUCAACGUAGUGAAGCCGCGCUGUGCUGUGCUGUGAUUGGCCAGUGGGCGUUUUUGUAUAGCGUGACAGUAACUGUGAACUAGGUUUGGAUGAAAGAUUUUUUUUAGGGUUUAAGGUUAGGAUUAGAGAAUUCUGUCGUCAUCACGCACAAUGCAGAAUUUGUGAAAUCAUCCCCUUUGUACUCUUUAAUUUGUAUUGACUCGAGUACAAAAUUCAUGCGGUGCAAUAUUGUCUGCCUGUGGCAUUAGAUGUACCGACGCUGGUUGAGUCAGGACCAAAUGUGCACUCACGCGGUAAAAAACAGCAACGUCAAGGCUGGAUUCACACUGCAUGCUUCAAGAUCGAGUAGCAAUGCCACGUUUUGGCAGCGGAAAAAGAGAAAAAAUCAAUUGGGCAUUUCCAGUUUGGGUAAUCCAAAUAAACAUUCAAAUAUAAAUUACAAUAAACGCAUUGACAAUAAAUUAUGGUCUAAAUCCAGAAGGUAAAUCAUUUCAAAAAAAAUGCCACCAUUAAUGUGACCUAUAACCUAUACAACUCAAUGACCAAAGUUGAUCUUUUUUACCAUAAUUCCAAAAAUUAUGUUUGCCACAAACACAUAAGCACAAAAACACCAUAUUGUAACGUUUGGUGCUUUGAGGCUGUUUUACUUCAGCUGGAAAUGGGGCAUUCGUCACAGUGGGAGCAAACAAAAACAGUUCAAAAUAGCCGACAGUCUUUGCAAAUAAAAGUAAAAAAAACAAUGUCAAUAAAAGCGCAACUUUAUCUGGGGUUAAUCAGAGGCACUUACAUCAUGGCGGGUCUGUGCUGGCUCCGAUUUAACAAAUAUGAAGGUCAAUUCUGAAGACUGCCACAUCUCCUGUGUGGUGUCACUUUCUUCAACAUCACCAAAACCUGGCAUUUUAACAGAGAUGUUGUAUACCCACUGUAUGAUUUACAGUAAAUAUGCUACAUUCAAGCUGUAUACACAUGACUGUAAAUAUGAUGUAGAGGUGUAAAUAGAUUAGAUGUGACAUAAAUAGGCCAAACUACACUUACCAUUAGUUCAUUAAUGGUGCACAGAUCAUGUAUUGGGGAAAAAUAAACUGCCAAACAAAUCAAAGUUGUUGUAACGGCCCGAUUUUAGACUUCAAUGGUUUAAGUGCAAUUUGUGUGUUGUUUCAUGAGUUCCAUCACAAUAGACAUGCGACAUGGGAAUAUUAUUUUCUUUUUUAAAUAUGCCUUGAACCAGUGUGUAAAUUCAGCCUUUGUGUCUUUUCAUGAGCUGGCACCAUUGAGGCCUCUGGUUGAGUAAUGCAGCUGGAUUCUGUGCUGUAAGGUAACCGGAUUACCUCCGGUGAUGAAACCAGCUGUUGUUGACAAUUGCAUUCCACAUUGUAUACACGAGUCAUCCUCACAGUCUACCAUAGUGGCCUUAUGUUUAUUAAAAGUUCAUUCCAAUCCAUAUGUAGACAUUGUUUAUAAUGAGCACAGUUGUUCCGUUUGUACAGUAUGUAGCACAGUCCUAUAUUCUUUAUCUUUUUGGUUUUUGUAACUUCUCUGUAUAUAAAUAUAAAUGACACAUGUAUGUACCAUGAAUGAAGAAUGUAUUAUUUUGAUAAUGACAAAGAAGCACAUCAGUCGUUGUAUGCCGCGUGUGUGCGUGUAAUGUAGUCUCGUGUCACUAUGCACAUAUGAAUUCAAUAGACUCCCCUUUAAGCGCAGUGUCGCAUUGAAAAAUAAAAAAAGAAUGU